AUGUCGGAACAAAAGGACCUCGACCAACAUGCGGAUGUGGUAGACUCCGAAUCAGCCCAAGGCCAUGAAGACGCCGAGACUCCUCACGAAUCGGACGACGAGCCCAUGGUCUAUGAAACUCCGAAAGACUACGCUAUCUUCGCACGCCGGGAGCGUGAACGCCGCAUUGCUGAGGGCGCUGACCCUAAUUCCGUCAUCUUUCAAAGCGAAAUACGUAAUCAUGUCCCACGGCAAGAGGGAGAGCCGCCUGCCGAGUUUGUAAAACGUUAUUCCCAGACCAUGAACAGCAUGAUUCAGCGUGGAGUUGUUAUUUUGAAUGAUCAAUGUACUGCCGAUGUAGUCGCAUCUGGAUUCGAUACUGCAGACGGAAGAUAUUUUGAUCUAGGCCCAGGGUCGGGCGCCACGAAGGGGGAUUUUCGAAAGUUCAGCGAGUGGUUUGACGAAUCGGAAGGAGGAGAACUGAAUGAGGUGCCGGAGAGGUGGUUGAAGUUUGAAAAACCAGCUCAAGGAUAG
Molecule: messenger RNA, 513 nt
Organism: Penicillium angulare
Lineage: Eukaryota; Fungi; Ascomycota; Eurotiomycetes; Eurotiales; Aspergillaceae
Exons: 1
Coding region: 1-513 (170 amino acids)
Source: RefSeq, a predicted model, not a curated record